Zeugodacus cucurbitae (melon fly) is the source of this 476-nucleotide messenger RNA. Its product is annotated as general odorant-binding protein 56d. Lineage: Eukaryota; Metazoa; Arthropoda; Insecta; Diptera; Tephritidae. The record is from RefSeq and is a predicted model, not a curated record. The transcript is spliced from 2 exons. Bases 84 to 476 code for a protein of 130 amino acids. Gene Ontology annotation, biological process: sensory perception of smell. Gene Ontology annotation, molecular function: odorant binding.
UGUCAGCUGCAAAUUAGAACUUGAUUUUCUCGUCAGCAGAAAACCGUAAAAUAAACUCGAUAUUCUAUUAUAACUUCGAAGAAAUGAAAUCGAAUAUUUUGUUAGCGAUUUUAAUUGCACUCAGCGCAGUUGUCGCGGCUCAUAAGUCCCACAAGCCAUCACAAGCACACCAAUUCUACGAAGAAUGCCUGAAAGAGUCUGGAGCAAGUCCAGCGCUGUUGGAUCCUUUGAAGAAAGGUGAUUUCAAUGCUGUCGGUGAUAAAGCGAAAUGCUUUUUGAAGUGUCUCGAGAAUAAGAAAGGUAUUUUAGAAAACGGCGCGCCAAAUGAAGCGGACAUACGUAAAGUACGCAAAGUCGGUAAUGAAGAACCAAAAAACAUUCUAGCUAAAUGUAAUGGCUUGAUGGGCGCUAACGAGUGUGAUACAGCCUUUCUGUUAUAUAAGUGCUAUUGGCAGGAGCAUGCUGCUUUGAUUUGA